UCUCCUGUAAACCCCGUUUGUUGUGACUGUCCGAAAUCUGCACCGCUCCCACGGAUAACGGAGGCGUUAUUCCGACUCGUCCGAGGACCGAACAACGUCGCUCCCCCAAAAAAGCACCGGACGGUCCCGGUGGAAUUCUUGUAAAGCGACCCGCCCUGCGUUUUGGAGCUUGUCUCGUUCCCCGCGCACCGGUGACACCGCGUCCUUCCUCGCUCCUCGUCCCCCCCCCCGGCAGCAAGGAACAUGGCAGAGAAGCGGCGAACUCCGUGCGCCCUCAGCGUCAAAGCGCACGCCUUCUCGGUGGAGGCGCUGAUCGGAGCAGAGAAGAGACGCCGGACGGCCGGCGAGGAGGCCGAAGCGCGCGGCUGCGAGGACGGAACGGACGUCGCUGGUUUCACGGGGCCGCGGGCCGAUAGAGCGUGCGCCGGCGACCGGUGCGGCGAGGCCGACUGUGCGAGUGACGGAUUCCCGGAGAGCCAGGACGCUCUGCUGGAGAGCCCACGUCCCGCUGCUCUGUGCACGGGGCCGGUAACCGGAAGCGGGGAGGACCCCCGAGUGGACCUGCAAGGAUCAGACCUGUGGAAGCGGUUCCACGAGAUCGGCACGGAAAUGAUCAUUACCAAGGCUGGACGGCGGAUGUUCCCCGCUAUGCGCGUGAAAAUUACGGGCCUGGACCCACAUCAGCAGUAUUACAUCGCUAUGGAUAUCAUCCCCGUAGACAACAAGCGAUAUAGGUACGUGUACCACAGCUCCAAGUGGAUGGUAGCAGGGAACGCUGACUCCCCCGUGCCACCUCGUGUCUACAUACACCCGGACUCGCCCGCCUCGGGAGAGACGUGGAUACGUCAGGUGGUCAGCUUCGACAAACUUAAACUGACCAACAACGAACUGGACGACCAAGGACACAUCAUCCUGCACUCAAUGCAUAAAUACCAGCCCCGAGUCCAUGUUAUUCGCAAGGAGUGCGGAGAGGAGUUAUCCCCGGUGAGAGCCAUCCCUGCUGGGGACGGCACCCGCACCUUCACCUUCCCUGAAACUGUGUUCACCACAGUCACAGCAUAUCAGAAUCAACAGAUUACAAGGCUGAAAAUUGACAGAAACCCUUUUGCCAAAGGCUUCAGAGACUCUGGCAGAAACCGGAUGGGUCUGGAGGCUUUGGUUGAGUCUUAUGCCUUCUGGCGUCCAUCUCUGCGAACGCUAACAUUUGAGGACAUCCCCGGCAUUACCAAGCAAGGGAUCCCAGGAGCUCAUUGUGCAAUCGGAACCUCUCCUCACCUGAUCUCCACGUCCCAUUGUUCCUCAUCCUUCCAGAUUUGCCCUCACAGCCCGCCCGACUACACCUGCAGCCGACCCUCGCACCCUCUCCAUCGCUAUAGCAACCCCCCGGAGCCCUUCCCCCCUCCCAGGGGUCCCUCAGCUUAUGAAGGCGAAGGAUUCGGUGCUCUGCCUCUCCCCGCGUCUCAACUCGGCUAUCUAUCCAGCCCCACCCCGCAGGGUUACGCUGGGCUCCGUCUCCACACACCGCCGUACAGCCUGUACGGUUACGCAUUCCCUCCGUCACCACGCCUCGCAGUCAGCCCUGAUAAAAUGGCUGCCGCUGCCAAUCAUCAGAGUACCUUCCUUGGCUCGUCUCCCAGUGGAACUCUAACGGACAGUCUGGGUGUACUCGGUGGAGGACAGCAGGGCUUCUUGUUUAACUCCAGGACUUUAGGGCUGCCAGGUAGCCAGCCAGGAAGUUGUGCCUCACAAGUCUCUGCCCACAUUUGACUCCAGACGUUUGUGUUUGCCACGGAAAACCAAAUGCUACCCUGGCAUGGGUGUGAAUGUCUUUUGGUCCAGAAAGUUUGCCCCUUUUAACCAAAGGGAAUCUUUUUUUAAGUAUGUUUUCUAGGAUGGGCAUGUGCAGCUGCAGUGUCUCCUUAAGGAGGGACUUCGGUUUUGGAUGAGGAGUUCAACCGAUGUCACCCGGUGGCUGAAGUGAAGCUGCAUACACAUUGGUAGGAAACUUGGCUGGCCCAGGCACCUCAAGCAAGCACUUCAUCUCCUGGCAGGACGCCCUGAAAAAGUUACUUGUGCCCACUUUGGAGGAAGUUAAUUCUAUUUGAACUUAUUUUUAACUACACAUUUUGAUUGACUUAACUUCUUUUGUUGUCAUUAUGCCUGGUGGUGUUGCCGAUCCUCAUUGAAAUAACACAUGUCUGAGGCAUCCAGUAAAUUACACUACCACAGGGCCCUUUCACCACUCAGGCUUAACACAAAUGGUUACAGACACCACCAGGGGUCUGUCCCAAAGGUGACACCAUAGCCAUAAGAGACCAUGGGACACAUCCCAGUGACACAUGUGGGUAAAUGUGUGGGAGAAGGAUGGAUGACGGACUAAUCAACAUAUUCUACGUCUGGCUUGACCAACGUUUUUGAUGCAGCUUUUUGGAUGUCAGACUGAACUACGUCUUCCCUCGUGUGACACAGACGUAACUGCACGUAGUGACUAUUUAUAUAACAGGGAAAAGGCGCGCCGGACAGGUCUUGUAUAUUCAGGGCUGCGUAACGUGUCCCAUUAAAAAAACACCUAAAUCACCUGCUUGUGCUCUUUUUAGGGGGUCAGGUACGCAACAGCCUACCCUGAACUUGACCAAAAAGCUUUAUCUUUACAAAAACGCGCUAUAUCAGCACGCUCUUUGCUUGAGGACAUUAAUAUGUUCUGUGACCUUUAUUAGCCAAAUAAAAUAUUCAUGUUAAAUGUUCAUAUGUCACCAAUAUCUUACUAAUUUAACAGUUGUUAAUUUAACCAGGUGUGUGUGUGCUUUUUCUUUUCACAAUGUUAAAUAUUCUAAGCAUGUGCCAUGCUUAGAAUAUAACCCUACCUUGUUAAAACAAAGAAUGGAGGACAGUAUGUUUAA
Gasterosteus aculeatus aculeatus (three-spined stickleback) is the source of this 2900-nucleotide messenger RNA. RefSeq names its product T-box transcription factor 18 (gene tbx18). Gene Ontology annotation, molecular function: RNA polymerase II cis-regulatory region sequence-specific DNA binding; DNA-binding transcription factor activity, RNA polymerase II-specific. NCBI's taxonomy places the organism in Eukaryota, Metazoa, Chordata, Actinopteri, Perciformes, Gasterosteidae. Gene Ontology annotation, cellular component: chromatin; nucleus. Gene Ontology annotation, biological process: positive regulation of DNA-templated transcription; cell fate specification; morphogenesis of embryonic epithelium. The record is from RefSeq and is a predicted model, not a curated record.